ACUUGACAAUCUGACCUAGAUCUGGAACAACACAACUUUCAGCAAUUACCCCUGUUGAUGUGUCACUGUGGUUGAGUUUUUGAUUCUCUUGGAGGUAGAGCAGAGAUUCCUUGUUUCUGUGUGGCUGAAUCCUGCGGAGUAACUGUGACAGCGUUGGCUGGGGCGCACGUGGCGCCACUAUGAACGUCACCUCUCUCUUCUCCUUUACCAGCCCGGCAGUCAAGCGACUGCUGGGCUGGAAGCAAGGCGAUGAAGAAGAGAAGUGGGCAGAGAAGGCGGUGGAUGCUCUGGUCAAGAAGCUGAAGAAGAAGAAGGGUGCUAUGGAGGAGCUGGAGAGGGCACUCAGCUGCCCCGGUCAGCCAAGCAACUGUGUCACUAUCCCCCGCUCGCUGGACGGAAGGCUCCAGGUGUCACACCGGAAAGGGCUGCCUCACGUCAUCUACUGCCGCGUAUGGCGUUGGCCUGACCUACAGUCACACCAUGAGCUCAAUGCCCUGGAGUGCUGUGAGUUCCCCUUUGGAUCUAAGCAGAAAGAUGUGUGCAUCAAUCCCUACCACUACAAGAGGGUGGACAGUCCAGAAACCCCUCCAUCUGCUUAUAUACCCCCAGAGGAGCCAAUGACACAGGACUGUCCCCAGCCAAUGGACACUAACCUGCUAGCUCAGAACUUGCCAUUGGAGCUCAGCAACCAACCAGAUGUUCAGCCUGUGGCAUAUGCGGAACCCAAACACUGGUGCUCCAUUGUGUACUAUGAGCUGAAUAAUCGUGUGGGAGAGGCUUUCCAGGCCUCCUCAACCAGUGUACUGGUGGACGGCUUUACCGACCCCUCCAACAACCGUAACCGUUUCUGCCUCGGUCUGCUGUCGAAUGUCAAUCGCAACUCGACCAUUGAGAACACUCGACGCCACAUCGGAAAAGGAGUCCAUUUGUACUAUGUGGGAGGGGAGGUAUACGCUGAAUGUUUGAGCGACAGCAGUAUCUUUGUCCAGAGUCGCAACUGCAACUAUCACCAUGGUUUCCACCCCACCACUGUAUGCAAGAUUCCCAGUCUCUGCGGCCUAAAGAUCUUCAACAACCAGGAGUUUGCUGAGCUCUUGGCACAGUCCGUCAGUCACGGUUUUGAAGCCGUCUAUGAACUCACCAAGAUGUGCACCAUCCGCAUGAGCUUUGUAAAGGGUUGGGGUGCAGAGUAUCAUCGACAGGAUGUGACAAGCACCCCAUGCUGGAUUGAGAUUCAUCUUCACGGGCCCCUGCAGUGGCUGGAUAGAGUCCUAACCCAGAUGGGCUCUCCUCACAACCCCAUUUCCUCCGUGUCCUAGACAGAGCUGACCAUAAGGCAACUGCAGAUGUCUGGGUUCCUGUGCAGAAGCUGAUUGGUUGAAGGGAGCGGUGGUGGGUGGGAGGAGGGUGGGGUUUGUAUUCUACUUGA
Molecule: messenger RNA, 1429 nt
Organism: Sinocyclocheilus grahami
Lineage: Eukaryota; Metazoa; Chordata; Actinopteri; Cypriniformes; Cyprinidae
Product: mothers against decapentaplegic homolog 1-like
Exons: 6
Coding region: 180-1319 (379 amino acids)
Biological process (GO): cell differentiation; regulation of transcription by RNA polymerase II; SMAD protein signal transduction
Cellular component (GO): heteromeric SMAD protein complex
Molecular function (GO): I-SMAD binding; DNA-binding transcription factor activity, RNA polymerase II-specific; RNA polymerase II cis-regulatory region sequence-specific DNA binding
Source: RefSeq, a predicted model, not a curated record